GAAGGGAGAACGCGCUCGGAGAAUGGAGCACAUCGUCACCUCUGCUUGCGCAGAGGUCCUGGAGAUUCGGAGCUCGAGGCCGAGGUCGAUUUGCGUGCAUGGGUUCAAUUUGCAAAGCUUGGCGGGUGCCGGGACAUGGAAGCCUCUUCCGCUGCAGGAAGGCCUCGACGGCACUGAAUCACUACGGUCGAAGAGGAAGCGUUCGGCUGAUGGCAUCGACCCCGACCCCGACAUCGACCCCGAGUCCUGCGAUUGCUGCAGAUCUUCCAGUGGCCCACGAGGAAGCCGUCGAGAUCCUCCUCUCUUACCAUCAAGAGACGAAGCAUUCUUUCCACAAAUACGCUCGGGGCCCGAGCGGGCUGGACUGGGCCAAUCAGCCUAACCCGUUUCGCCGCUACGUUGGUGCCCCGGUGAUUCAUCUCGAGCACUUCGCUGAGGACAUCGGAACUCUUCCGUAUCCGGAGGUAGGCUCCGGGCAAGUCGAGCCCCAGACGCUGACGAAAUCUGCCCUCUCCCAGCUCCUGUACGACAGUUUGGCUCUCUCGGCUUGGAAAUCGAUUGGGAAAUCAUCUUGGUCAUUGCGCGUGAAUCCUUCGAGUGGCAAUCUGCACCCGACCGAGGGUUAUGUGAUCAGUGGACCUAUUUUAGGCGUUUCCGAGUGUCCGUUUGUUGCUCAUUAUGCGCCGAAGGAACAUGCUCUGGAAAUAAGGGCGGAAUUUUCUCUCGACUUGUGGGAAAGUCUCGUCAAGGGCUUGCCUGAAGGCUCGAUUCUGGUCGGAUUGACAUCGAUUUAUUGGAGAGAGGCGUGGAAGUAUGGAGAGAGAGCGUUCAGGUACUGCAAUCACGAUGUGGGACAUGCGAUUGGGGCCGUAACCGUAGCUGCUGCACAUCUCGGUUGGAAUGCCCAGCUUCUCGAUGGCUAUGGAACUAGCGAGCUCAAUCAUCUCAUGGGGUUGGCCUCAACUAGCUCAGCUCCUUCAAGAACAGGAUCGGCUUCGUCUUCGCAAUCAAACAAAGGGGUUUUUCCUGGUCUCGAGAGGGAAAGUGCAGAUUGUGUCCUUGCACUUUUUCCCUGGUCUCGGGGUCCUGAAAAUGAGACUCUGCAACUUCCAGUCUUAGACCCGGACGUACUCGUUUCUAAGUUUUCCCAAUUGCAAUUUCUGGGCCAGGCAAACUCACUUAGCAAAGAGCAUUUACGUUGGGAUACUAUAUACACAGCUAGUUUGGCUAGCCACAAGCCUAGCAGCAGAACGAGUGUUCCCGCGCAUGGAUAUGGCUGUCGUUCUGUGCCAGACACGCUAAAAAAUUCUUCGGUUUAUGAGGAUUAUACGGUUCGCCAAGUAGUUCGCCGACGACGAAGUGCAGUGGACAUGGAUGGUAAAUUUGGGAUGCAACGCGAUAAUUUUUAUCAACUCUUACUCAAGGCAACCGUUGGAACUCCUGGAAUGUUUCCUUAUGGGGUUCUGACAUGGGCUCCAGAAGUUCAUUGUGCAAUUUUUGUACAUAGAAUCGUUGACUUGCCGCAAGGCGUGUACUUCCUGGUGCGCAAUGAGGCACAUGAGACGGGUUUGAAAGAAGCCUGCAGAAAGAAUUUUCAUUGGGAGAAACCUGAAGGGUGUCCUCCAGGCUUGCCUCUGUACCGCCUUCUGACGGGUGACGCUCGUGUCCUGGCAGCCCGCCUCUCUUGCAAUCAGGAAAUUGCCGGUAAUAGUUUUUUCAGUCUAGGAAUGAUAGCUCGAUUUCAACCAGUUUUGAGAGAGAGUGGACCUUGGAUGUAUCCACGAUUAUUUUGGGAAGCAGGUGUGCUGGGGCAAGUGUUGUAUCUUGAAGCGACUGCCUUGGGUGUGGCUGCCACCGGUAUUGGAUGUUACUUUGACGACGCAGUGCACGAGCUUUUGGGCCUGGAAGAUAAAGAAUUUCAGAGUCUUUACCAUUUUACAAUCGGCGUACCAAUAAAUGACGGUCGAAUUAUGAAUCUUCCAGCCUAUCCUGGCCCAGCGCAGGAUGCGUAGGUUGACCAUUCUUGUUUAUAAGUGUAACAUUCUGUAUGUAUAUCAAGCACGCGACUACGACUGUUCUUAAUCACAUUAGAGAUUGCUGCCAAUCAUUGAAGGUUGCAUUCAUGAAUUUAAAUGCAGAAAACUUGUACCUAAGUGCUGUGCAGAAAGCAGAGAUAGAGAGCUGAUGAGCUUCUUGUUUACGCCUUUGUAAAGCCUUCCCCUCGUAUGAGUUCGGGGACAUAGUAUCAUCAGUUUAUUUGGAUAACAACCAAACUUGUCGAAGCUUGACUGUUGCGUGCGACCGCUCAGUAUCUGAAGUGAAAUGUACGAGUUUA
Marchantia polymorpha subsp. ruderalis is the source of this 2335-nucleotide messenger RNA. NCBI's taxonomy places the organism in Eukaryota, Viridiplantae, Streptophyta, Marchantiopsida, Marchantiales, Marchantiaceae. The record is from the annotation of a GenBank genome assembly.